Penicillium concentricum is the source of this 762-nucleotide messenger RNA. RefSeq names its product PDGFA associated 1 family protein. Gene Ontology annotation, molecular function: RNA binding. Lineage: Eukaryota; Fungi; Ascomycota; Eurotiomycetes; Eurotiales; Aspergillaceae. The record is from RefSeq and is a predicted model, not a curated record. Gene Ontology annotation, cellular component: cytosol. The coding region runs from base 10 to 762 and encodes 250 amino acids. The transcript is spliced from 3 exons.
CAUAUCAAUAUGGCGCCCCGUGGUCGUGGAGGAAAGUUCUCUAAGCCCUCUCGAGGAGGAGGCAAGCACUUCAGCAGAGAUCUUCAGCCAUUAGACAAGGAUGGUAACCAAAUGGGUCUUUGGAGGGAGCCUGGUGAGCAAAUCAAGUCAUCCGGCGACGAAGAUUCUUCGUCCGAAGAAGAAAGCUCCGAGGAAUCCAGCGAGGACGAGUCCAAACCCAUCGAGUCAUCUACAGCUGAAGGAACCCGCGAGGAGCGUCGCGCCGCUGCUAAAGCCAAGAAGGCAGCCGCAUUGAAGAAGCGAGGCCAAGGACCCGCCCAACCGGGUGAUUUACCCCCUUCAGACUCGGAAGAAUCCGACAACGAGCUCCCCGCCAACCCCAACCACACUGCCAAGUCCCGUUCGCAGACCCUGAAGCCCGUUGAAACCGAACCCACUGCUGAACCCAAGAAGCCCGCCAAGGUCAAGGAUAUCUCGCAGUUGUCCCGACGCGAGCGUGAGGCCGUCCAGGCCCAACAAGCCCGUGAGCGUUACCAAAAGCUGCAUGCCGAGGGCAAGACCGAUGAGGCGAAGUCGGAUCUGGCUCGUCUCGCCGUGAUCCGCGAGCAGCGUGAGGCGGAGCGCCAGCGCAAGUUGGCCGAGAAGGAGGAGAAGGAUGAGCAAGCCAAGGAGCGUGCUGAUGCGGCCCAGGAGCGAGAGGAUCGAAUGCGCGCUGCAGCUUCGGGAAAGACUUCUAAGAAAGUUGGUGGCAAGAAAAAAUAA